AGUAAUUGCUUAAAUGAAGUAAAAUGGCAGAUUUACGAUAAAUCACUCAGUGUUUAUCAUUAUAUUUUUGCUGCAAAUAUCACAGUUCAUUGCCUUAAUUUUAGUUCAUCUGUAUUUCUUCAAACUCUUCUAAAUCAUGUCAAAACUGUGAAUACUGAAGAGAGAUCCAUUGCUACUAUAUCAAAACAACAGCAUUUGUAAAAAAGCAGGCUGAUAGUGCUAACAUUUAUCUUGAGAAACGGAGUGGAAACUUAUAAUGCCUUCUAAGAAGUUGAAUUUUCGUGAUAGUACCGGCAUCUCAGAGGAAGAAAGAAAAGUUGUGAAAAAUUCUUUCACAUGCCUAUUAUGUCCAGAGACGUUUUCACACGAAAGCACUCUGAAACGCCAUGCCAAAUUACAUUCAAAUAGAGCUCUAUUCAGUUGUGAUGUUUGUUUCAGAAGCUUUAAUAAAAAAACGCAGUUGAAAUUACAUAAAAAAGUACAUACUCGUAAAAAAUCUUACCAAUGCUCAAUUUGCACUGAAAGUUUCACAAAUAGUUCAAAUCUAUCCAGCCAUCUUCAAACUCACAAUAGCAAGAACCUAUUUGAAUGUACGGUUUGUGGAAAGUGCUUUACUAAUAGAUAUAUACUGAAGAGACAUAUGAAAACACAUCCUUUGCAUAAUAAUCCAACACAAGAUGGAAAAAAUAUAUUCAAAAAAUCUAUCAACUGCGCUUUGUGUACUAAGACUUUCACUCAUGAACGCGGUUUAAAACAACAUAAGAAACUCCACAAUAAGGAAAGUCCUGUUAUGUGUGAUGUGUGUUUCAAAGGGUUUUCUCUGAAACUCGACUUGAAUUCACAUAUGAAAGUACAUACUGCAGAUAAGUACCACAAAUGCAAAAUAUGCAGUAAAAACUUCUUACACAUCACUACUCUGUCUAAACAUACACAAAAUCAUAAGGAUACACAAUUUAAGUGUACAAUGUGUGAAAAGUGUUUUAAAAGGAGAGAUCUACUGAAGCUACAUAUGAAAGUACAUCCCUCUGCAAUAAUGGACAGGACUCAGGAACAUACCUUGGAAGUUGCUGAUAUUAAUAAGCCUUCCGAACUGCUGCUCAGAAAAGAAAAAGAGAACAAAUUGCCAAUCCAGUUGAAAAACGCCAAUAUUUCUAAACAUAAUAGAAAAAUGAAAAUUUGUCCUCGCCCUAAUCUUCGGCAUCGGGGGAUAUCCCAUUCACAAGAAAAACCUUUCAAGUGCCAUGUUUGCUUUAAAGGGUUCUAUCAAAGGUGGAAUUUGAAAUUGCAUAUGAAAACACACAGUCAUGAUAAACUUCAAAUGAAAGUACAAACCUCUUCUACAUGGGUUGCUUCUUCACAACAGAAUCAUAGUUUAGAAGUGUCCAACUCUAAUAAUUCAAAAUCGUUGAUUAAUGACGAGGCAGAUGAAGAUGAUGUGCCUUUAAUAAGUCUAUUGCAUUUUCCUAGCAGGAAUAUUUCUAAACAAAAUAUGGUUAAGGAUCCUUCCAUAUUUAACUUGUUCCCAAAAUCAUCUUUAUACAAACGCUCACUCAAGCAGCAAAGAAAAUCCCAGUCGACAGAAAGACCUUUCACCUGUAAUAUAUGUUUCAAGGGGUUUCAGCAGAACACAAAAUUGAAAGUACAUAUGAAAGAACAUUCUGGAGAAAAACCCUUUCAAUGUAAAACUAACAGUGAUAAGGAAAAUCGAUAUAUUAAACCGUCAUUAGAGAGCGUAGAGUAUGAAAAAUCCUUUAUUAAGAGUUCUCAACUAAAACAUGACAUGAAAAGACAUAUCCCCUCUGAAAGAUGUAUUACUUAUGACUACUUGGAAUCAAAUCCCAGCAAUUUUGAAUCAUUGGGUAAAGAAUUAACCGUAGAUGAGGAGAAAUCUCCAGCAAUUGAGUGUGUCGAUUUAUUAUCUUCUAAACCUCCAAAUUUAGAGCAGGAAAAGAUAGCUUCAAAAUCUUUCAGCUGCAAUUUAUGUUCAAAGACUUUUUCAUUAAAAAGCACUUUAAGGCAGCAUAGGAAAUCCCACUCUAAUGGAAGGCCGUUUACCUGUAAUGUUUGUUAUAAGCGAUUUGAUCUCAAAUCAAACUUGAAAUUGCAUAUACGAUCACAUACUGGAAAAAACCCAUACCGAUGCAAAAUUUGCAAGAAAAGGUUUUCCCAUAGCAGAAUUUGUACUAGACAGAUUCAAACUGAAUCUCUUGUGAAACGAUUUACUGCAAGUAAAUUGAAACAUCACCUGAAAACACACGCAAGAGAUUCAAAAGAAACGGUUUUGAAAGAAUCUCAUAAAAAUAAUGUAGGUUUCGAAGAUAAAAAAGUACUUAAUAUCAAAUGUAAGUCAAAUGAACCAGACAGGAAGACUGCGGGGAAAGAUACAAAAGAAUGUUCGAUUGAACUAGAGAAUCGCUUAAUACAAACGAGAAUUGAAAGAAAGAUUUUUUCAGGAAUGUCAGAUGAUUAUUCAGAAUUUUUCAUCAGGGAAAGAGGAAUUGAAAAGGAUCAUGAAUCCAGAAAAUCGACCAACAAUGAUCAUGACAAAACUCUGAUAAACCAGGAUGCAGCUAAAGAUGAAUUUGAAAUAUUGAGCGAAUAUAAAAAAUGUCACAACAACGGAGUUCUGUUUUCAGUAAAGACUAUUGAUAUUGAGCUUACAAAAGAGAAGCCUUUUCAAUGCAAAUUUUGCUAUAAGGCAUAUUCUAAACCCCGAAAGUUGAAAUAUCACGAGAAAGAAGUUCAUAUGGGGAAGAAUCUUGCUAAAAAGACUUUACAAUGUAAAUUCUGUUCGAAAAAAUAUUCAUCAAAAAAAAAAUUGAGAAAACACGAAAAACGUUUUACAAUCGGAAAAGAUUCUAAUCUAGAGGAUUUUGAAUAUACAGAUUCUUUUUCUGGUUCUGUGGUACAAAAAAUAUUGAAGAAAUGAAGGAUAAGCUAUGGUAUAAAUAUAACACAGGAAACUGCACUUUUGUUUAUUUAAUCAUAUAUUGACAACUUUCAAUUGUUAAGGACAAAUACUCAUAUAGAAGUUCAAUUAUAUACAUGGCACCAUGACUGAAGAUAAAACUUAUUGCAAAUGAUAAACCUGUUAAAGUUCAAUAAAUUUCAUAUCAUUUA
This is a messenger RNA of Leptinotarsa decemlineata (Colorado potato beetle), 3120 nucleotides long. RefSeq lists its product as uncharacterized. Gene Ontology annotation, molecular function: DNA-binding transcription factor activity, RNA polymerase II-specific; RNA polymerase II cis-regulatory region sequence-specific DNA binding. Gene Ontology annotation, biological process: regulation of transcription by RNA polymerase II. The record is from RefSeq and is a predicted model, not a curated record. Lineage: Eukaryota; Metazoa; Arthropoda; Insecta; Coleoptera; Chrysomelidae.